AUGUCCAAGGCUAAAGUUGGCCCCGAGGAGUUAGCUACAGUUCCCUCACAGAUCGGAGAAAUUCACAAUGGCACGAGUUAUACUCACGAUGCUGUUUUUGGGGAUAUCACCGACGACGGCCCCAACUAUCGUAACGUUGGAUGGCUCGGAACAACCGUUCUGAUGCUCAAGACCCAGAUUGGCCUCGGUGUCCUCUCAAUUCCAAGUGCCUUUGACAUAUUGGGCCUCGUUCCAGGGGUCAUCAUCUUGUUAGUUGUUGCGGUUAUCACGACGUGGUCGGACUACAUGAUCGGAGUUUUCAAGCUUCUCCAUCCCACAGUCUACAGUAUCGACGAUGCCGGUGGAUUAAUGUUUGGUCACAUUGGCCGUGUGAUGCUUGGAUUCUCGUUCUGUCUUUAUUGGACCUUCGUAGCUGGAUCUGGUAUCCUAGGUAUAUCGAUCGGGCUCAAUGCUGUUUCUACCCAUGGUACAUGUACAGCUGUCUUCGUUGCCAUUGCCACUGCCGUAAGCUUCGUCCUGGGUAGUAUUCGUACGCUCGGCCGCAUCAGUUGGCUUGCGUGGGUUGGCGUCACCUGUAUCCUUACUGCUAUCCUCAUUGUGACCAUUGCUGUUGGUAUACAAGAUCGUCCCAGCGCUGCGCCACAGAGUGGUCCCUGGAAAUCAGACUAUAAAAUUGUCAACAACCCUAGCUUCAGCGAUGCCAUGUCUGCUGUGUCCUCUAUCGUCUUCGCGUACGCGGGAACACCGGCAUUCUUCGCCAUCGUAUCUGAAAUGCGCGACCCUCGCAAAUAUACUCGAUCACUACUACUAUGCCAGGGUGGUGUAACGGCCAUAUAUAUCACAAUUGGCUGUGUUGUCUACUAUUAUUGCGGGUCUUAUGUUGCUUCGCCCGCCCUUGGCUCCGCUGGUGUUAUGGUAAAGAAGGUUGCCUACGGUUUUGCUCUACCCGGUCUAAUCGUCACAACCACGCUUGUAAUUCAUUUGCCAGCCAAGUAUAUCUUUGUUCGCAUAUUGCAAGGAUCCAGGCAUCUUGUCGCCAAUACGGUAGUACACUGGACAACUUGGUUGGGCUGUACAUUUGGUAUCGCGGUAACUGCCUAUAUCAUUGCCAGUGCGAUCCCUGUCUUUGGGAGUCUUGUCUCACUAGUGGGUGCUCUACUGGGUACACUCAUGGCAUUUCAGCCGAUGGGCUGCAUGUGGCUAUACGAUAACUGGAGCCGCGGAAAGCUGGCCACUGACCGCAAAUGGGCUUUGAUGGUUUGCUGGAGUGUUUUCGUUGUACUCUCUGGAACGUUCUUGAUGGUUGGUGGUACUUAUGGGUCUAUUGUCAACAUUAUUGAUACUUACAGAGAAUCGGGAGGAUCCGCUGCCUGGUCCUGCGCCGAUAACUCCAAUUCUGUAUAAUUAAAAUAGUUAGUAAGUAGUAGGUAAGACGGAGGCACAGAUAGGAUCUGUUCUAGUCCCAUGUGUGGGAUAGAUAGUAGAUAGGAA
Molecule: messenger RNA, 1491 nt
Organism: Paecilomyces variotii
Lineage: Eukaryota; Fungi; Ascomycota; Eurotiomycetes; Eurotiales; Thermoascaceae
Product: putative amino acid transporter
Exons: 5
Coding region: 1-1404 (467 amino acids)
Biological process (GO): amino acid transmembrane transport
Cellular component (GO): vacuolar membrane
Molecular function (GO): amino acid transmembrane transporter activity
Source: RefSeq, a predicted model, not a curated record